Molecule: messenger RNA, 474 nt
Organism: Cooperia oncophora
Lineage: Eukaryota; Metazoa; Nematoda; Chromadorea; Rhabditida; Trichostrongylidae
Source: the annotation of a GenBank genome assembly
AUGCAAAUUCACGCCCACUCCGUGCUUACGGUAUGGACUACACAUGGGUUCCAAAUUAAGGCGAUUUCACUCAGAGCUUUGUUGUGCCGCUUGUGUAAUCCAAUAGAAAUCUAUAAAAAAAUCAAAAAAAUUGGACUGUUUUCAGUGAUAUCGUUAUCGAUUCGACCCGUGAAAAGUGUGUCGGCAUCGGUGAGAAGUGCCAUUAUGACAAUGGUGGCGAUCGUUGCUAGCUAUCUAAUAUCGAACACACUACACUUGAUUCUAACCGUGAUGGAAAGAUCUGACCAUCCGAUACUUCACGACACGGAAGAUCCACUACAAGCGUCAACGUUCCACACGUUCUUCUCUGACAUGGUCUCAUUCGUCUACAUGUUUACGUCGGCAAUACGUCUUCUCAUAUACUUCUUCUGUAAUCCAGCUAUUCGAGGGGAUAUUUUGAACUUUUUCGGUUCCCCAACACCUGUGCUCUUGUAA